AAAGUAAUUACUUUGAAAAGAUAAAAACUGCAAUCAAAUUUGGGUAUUUAUGAAGAUAACGAUAUUAUCCUCAUUCGGCUGGCGAAGUCGUACAUUCACUUCUUUUUAAAAAGACAAAAUGAAAAAGAAAUUCUCAGUUACUUUUGCAGUUCUCUUUGCUUGAACUUGUAGCUUUCUUGGCACCUGUGCAGUGCUGGAAGGUUUUUAAUGGAAGAUUUGAGCAUCAAUGGAGGAUUUGCUGAACAUGAAAACCAGUUAUCUGUCCAUCAUGAUGCUGUGAAUAAUACAUCACAUAUUCUGGACUUCCUCUUAUUUUCCUCGCCAAUGGAUGACAUUUUUACUUGUCUUUUAACAUGGACAACUAAUAUAAGUCGCAGAUUCAUCAAUUUCGUCGAGAAUCUUGUUCUCCAAGAUGUCUACAGAUGCAGAGAAGGUUCCAUUGCCUUAUCUUCAAUGUAUUGCACAGAAAAUUCGAACUCCGGACUCCGUCAAAGAAGUUCUUCGGAGCAGGAGGGAGAAUUUCUUGCAAAUACAGAUUCUAGAAUUAUAAAAACCAAUAACUGUCGGCAACUAAGGCGAGAUGUCCCUUUCAUCUAUCAAGGGUUGAUGUUCCCGGUGUUUGCUUUACGGCUUACUUGGCGUCUGGUAAUGGCCCCAUGGAGAUGUAGUUUCUACCAUCUGAAACGCAUGCAAGCACAAGUCUUUAGCAUUGUAUCCCGGAUGGAGAGAACAUUACGCGGUUCUUCCGAUGAUAUUGGGUGGUUGCAAUGCACUCCUGGAAUGGCUCCCGUCGAGGAUGGUACAACAAGAUUCCUGGAACUGCUAGAAGCCAUAAGGAAUGGAGAACACACAUUGCCCAAUUCAUUUGUAUAUUUAUUAGUUCCAGGCCUUUUCAGCAAUCAUGGCCCCUUAUAUUUUGUGGCUACUAAGAGAUUCUUUUCGAGAAUGGGUCUUGCAUGCCAUAUAGCGAAAAUACACAGCGAGGCAUCGGUGGAGCACAAUGCAUGGGAGCUGAAGCAAUACAUCGAGGAGCUUUACUGGGGGUCUGGUAAACGAGUAAUGCUGCUUGGGCACAGCAAGGGUGGAGUUGAUUCUGCCGCGGCAUUGUCCAUUUAUUGGUCCGAGUUAGAGAACAAAGUGGCUGGAUUGGCACUGGUCCAGAGUCCGUACGGUGGCAGUCCCAUAGCCUCUGAUACUCUCCGUGAAGGCCAAAUAGCUGACAAAGAAACUCGAAGGAUCAUGGAACUUCUAAUAUGCAAGACGAUUAAGGUAAUCCUUUCCUUCGUCGAUGAAUCAACACCCGAGUGUAGCAAGAAAUAUAACCAUAGUCUUAUGUGUAUAUGUAUGUAUAAAUAUAUGUUGCAGGGUGACAUGCGAGCUCUGGAAGAUCUUACAUACGAAAAGAGAAAAGAAUUUGUAAUGAAGCACAAGUUACCCGAGGGAAUCCCUCUUAUCUCGUUCAGCUCGGAAGCAAUGGUGGCUCCUGGUGUACUAGCUACGUUGACACAAAUAGCUCAUGCAGAGGUUCCCCGGCUUCCCUUUCUGAAGUUCGGGAGUUCGGAGUUCGACAAUGUCAGUGGACUUAGACACCAUGUGCCAAUUGUAAUUCCGGUUUCUGCUGCCAUGGCUGUAUGUGCUCUCCACUUGCUGUUGAGAUAUGGGGAGAAGAGCGAUGGACUAGUGACAUGCCGUGACGCCGAAGUUCCGGGUUCGGUUGUAGUCAGACCCGAGCAAAAGCUUGACCACUCUUGGAUGGUGUACUCAUCAAAAAAGAAGAAUCCUGAUGAUCCCGGUCCUACCGAAAUGUGUGAGGCCCUUUUGACACUACUUGUAGAGCUUGGGAAGAGGAAGCAAGAAGUUAAAAAGGAUGUCUGAAAGUAUUUUCCAUAGUACAAGACAGGCCCUUGUAUUAGAUCAUGGAGUUAAUGUUGGUCCGUAUACUUUCAAAUUGAGCAUAUAUAUAUAUAUAUAUAUAAA
Molecule: messenger RNA, 1977 nt
Organism: Hibiscus syriacus
Lineage: Eukaryota; Viridiplantae; Streptophyta; Magnoliopsida; Malvales; Malvaceae
Exons: 9
Coding region: 208-1875 (555 amino acids)
Biological process (GO): lipid metabolic process
Source: RefSeq, a predicted model, not a curated record